AUGGAGGCUUCUAUUGCUGCCUGCAUCCUCGCUGCUCUCCUGGCUACGGGGGCCUGUCUGCGGUGUGAGGUUUGCUUCGGCCUAGGAACCAGCUGCACGGGCGACCUAGAGACCUGCGCGGCCGGGGAAGACUCCUGUGGCGUCGCUCUGACAGAAUCCACACUGGUGCCCCCGGCUGACACCACACCCAACGGCCGGAGCUGCCCGGGCUGUGUCGCUGUGUUUGCUGAUCAGUGCAGCGAGAAGACCAUACAGUGCACGGGCGACGAGACCCGAUGUGUCGACAUCGUCGAGACCCUAACAACUGGUGGAAAUCCAGUGCAGAUGGUCAUGAAGGGCUGCGCUUCCGAGUCCGUCUGCGCCCAGAUAAAAUUGGGUUCGUCGACCUUCGCAGGGCUCAGUGCUGAUCUAACCACGGCCAAAUGCACAGUGGCCUCCGGCGCGGUGGAGGUGGCACCAGGGCCAGGCGGGCUCCAGCUGCUGAAGCUUCUCUCCUGA
This is a messenger RNA of Mauremys mutica (yellowpond turtle), 498 nucleotides long. RefSeq names its product phospholipase A2 inhibitor gamma subunit B-like. Lineage: Eukaryota; Metazoa; Chordata; Testudines; Geoemydidae. The transcript is spliced from 4 exons. Bases 1 to 498 code for a protein of 165 amino acids. Gene Ontology annotation, molecular function: phospholipase inhibitor activity. Gene Ontology annotation, cellular component: extracellular region. The record is from RefSeq and is a predicted model, not a curated record.